GAGACAAGUGCAAAUCCUUUGGGUCCCCGAGUGUUCUUGGGUCGUGUUCCCAAAUACCAUCACAUACUUUCUUCUCCUUGGGAUGUCCGCAACCAUCUCUCUCUCUCUCUUUCUCUCUCUCUCUACUGUAUCCCAUUUCCUUGAAACUCUUUUUUUUAUUCUGUAUAUAUACCCCACUCAUGCAACAUCUCCUUCCACAAGUUACAUCUUCAUUUUUCCACCUCUCUCUCUCUCUCAGAAACCACUGUUUUUUUUUUUUUCGACUUCAAUUCGUCUAUCUAAGAUGGAUGAGCUAGAUUAUCAAAUAAAACCAACCUCUACCACGACACGCUUAAAACUCUUUGGCUUCAGCGUCUCUGAAGAUGAUGAACAUACAGCUGACUCCAUCAAGACUUCUUCUUGUACUUCCCUAGACGCAGCUGCAACUGCUGCUGCUGCUGUUGCUUCUUCUUCUUCAGGUGAAAGUAGAAAGUACGAGUGUCAAUACUGCUGCAGGGAAUUCGCCAAUUCACAAGCACUCGGUGGCCACCAGAACGCACAUAAGAAAGAAAGACAGCAACUCAAGAGAGCCCAAAUGCAAGCUACCCGAAACGCAGCCGCAGCUGCAGUAUCCUUCGGUAGAAACCCCAUGAUCUCAGCCUUUGCCCCGCCGCCUCAUCUCUUGGCUCCUGCUGGUCCGGUUGUAGUCCCGGCUGCAGCUCCUUCGUGGGUUUACUUGCCAAGGCCGGCGGCGCCUUUCCACGUCUCACAUGGAUGCGUGUUUCCCAGUGGAGGAGGUGGUGGUGGGGGCGGGAGUGGGUUUGGUGGUGGGAGGGGUGUUGGUGGAUUGCAGUAUAGUGGCGGGGCAGGUGAUAUGAGUUUAUCGAAUGGGCUGCAACAAGUGCAGAGUAGGGUCCAUAAUGGGCGGGUAGAUGGACCGUUCUCGAAAGUGGACGGUGGACCAACCUUUGAUGAAGCAUUGGGAUUGGACUUGCAUCUUAGUCUUGCUCCGGCCGAGCCAUGACUUUGUUCUCGGACGGUCACCUUCUCUUCUGUACAUUUUUCACAUUUUAUUUAUUUAUUUUUCCUUCUCCUUCUUCUUUUGAUGAUGGAAGUGAUGAUUUGUUUUGACCA
Messenger RNA from Hevea brasiliensis (rubber tree), 1113 nucleotides. RefSeq names its product zinc finger protein GIS3. NCBI's taxonomy places the organism in Eukaryota, Viridiplantae, Streptophyta, Magnoliopsida, Malpighiales, Euphorbiaceae. Gene Ontology annotation, molecular function: transcription cis-regulatory region binding; DNA-binding transcription factor activity. The record is from RefSeq and is a predicted model, not a curated record. Gene Ontology annotation, biological process: cytokinin-activated signaling pathway; trichome differentiation; gibberellic acid mediated signaling pathway. The transcript has a single exon. The coding region runs from base 83 to 1003 and encodes 306 amino acids. Gene Ontology annotation, cellular component: nucleus.